AUGAGAUUCCUGAAUAUCUGUGAGAAUGUCAGAUGAUUUGAGGAAACAGACAGAGUCCAGUACAUCCCAACCAAUGGCAAGAGUAAAAUGUUCAAGAAAAAGAAGUAUUGGUGUGAUUUCAAAGGAGAAUUACGACUGCCUUAGAUUAAAACUUGAAGGAGGUGACAUUCCCAAUGAUAGCAAGACUGUCAAGAUUUACCAUGUCUGCCAGAAAAUACGGAAGUUCAAUUUAUCUUUGACAGAAAUUCACAACCCUGUCCAAGGAGAAUAUAGAUUGGAGAUUAUUGAUGGGGACAGGAAAAUAGUGAUAUCAAAGUCAGAACUUGAUAAUGUCAUCAGCAAAUUUUACACUGAGUUGCGGGGCUCUGGAGCAAAGAAAAUAAGAACAUUGAUAAACCAGUAUUAUGCUGGCAUUUCUCAGGAAGCCAUACAAGACUUUAUAGACAGGCAAGAUGACAGGCAACUGUUACAUCCUAAAUUUGUUAAUGCUGCCAAACUAAAACCGGUGAUUUCAAGAACACCAAUGGGGCGACACCAGGUUGACCUUGUGGAACUAACUGGAAUGCCUGCAGAAAAUGAUGGUGAAACAUUCAUUUACAUCUUGUCUGUUAUUGAUGUUUUCACAAGAUUCUUGUGGCUUCGGCCUCUUCCCAACAAAAGAGCCUGUUCAGUGGCAUUGGAACUCCACAAAAUCUACUUUGAGUAUGGAUGGGGAAAUCCAAGAAUCUUACAGUGCGAUCAAGGCUCCGAGUUUAAGGGAGCAGUCAACCAACUCUGCAUAGAAAUGGGAACGAAGAUUGUCCGAAGUCGGGCUCACCAUCCCCAAUCUCAGGGAAAGAGUGAACGAUCACACCGGGAUUGGAAAAGCCAUCUGGAAUUUGAUCACAGCAAACAUGGUGAUGGAGAAAGCUUCAACUGGGUGGAAAAGUUGCCAGCAUAUGCUAGAAUACACAAUGAAAGCAUUCAUUCUGCACUUGGUUGUUCACCAUACAAGGCCAUGCUGGGCUGCCCUCCAGUACACUUCAAGAAUGUGUUGAGAGCUGGGAGUACAGUUGAUGCAUACUCUUGCUCUGAAGAAGAUGAGCAGUGCGAACUAUCUGCAGAGAGUGAUGAGGAUACUGGAGACGAAUAUGGCAUUAAUGAGAGAAUAGAAGCAAUCACAAACCUCAGGAAAAAUGUGCUGCAGGCGUUACUGACCAAAUCAUCAGAAAUGAUUAAAAAACACCACAAAAACAAGGACACAUCAGUGUACAAGAUAGGGGAUGAAGUUCUGGUGAGGGUUCAUGGAAAAGAUACCAGAGUCAAACGAGGUGGGCCCAAAAAAGGGAUGAAAAAAUGCAAGGAAGGAACAAUUGUCGAAAUAGAUUCGCAGAACCCCCAAUUCAAGGUUGCCUAUCCGAACAAGCAUGUGCAGUGGGAGCAGGUGUGUGACAUUACUUCUCGGACAAGAAAAGAAGAGAAGAGGAGAAGAAUGAGGACAUAUGAAGAUGCUCGGCCAGAUGCAAGAGAAGAGGGUAGAAAGCCACUCAAAAGGGGAAAAACACAGGAUGAAAAAGGAAAGGGAGAACAACAGGCUCAAACCAAGAGGAGAGGCAAUGCAGAAACAAAAGGACGCAAGAAGACGCCAACUAUGAAAGAACUGGAGAUGGAGGCCUCAUUCUAUGACCUUGACAUUGUGGACAAUGAAGGGGCUGGUAACUGCAUGUUUAUUGCAUUGGCUCAACAGCUUCAAAUACAUGACAUUGACAUAAUCAGCCAUAAACAUCUGCGAGAAAAGGUUGUGCAAUAUGUGCAUGGCAAGCGGCGUCUGUUCAAGGACUUCGUGGAUAAAAACCAUUAUCCAACAUUCAGAGACUAUAUCAUCAAGAUGAAGAUGUUGGGGGAAUGGGGAGACAACAUCAUUCUGCAGGCAACAGCUGACCUCUAUAAGAGAAAGAGACGGAAGCAGCUAAUGACACCAAAAUGGACACAGAAGAUGAAUCAGAUUCAGAUUCAAAGUAUCCAAUCAACACUGCUGUAUGGGAACACAAGUGAGGAACAACUUCAAAGGCAUGAUGAGUUUGUCAGCGGCUUCCCAACACCAGACCGAAGAGUCAAUUUUGCAGAGGGAUAUCUGUCUCAAUAUAUGCAGCAAAAAAUGCUUCAAUACUUGAUAUCAGCUUUGACAUUAACAAGACUGAAAGAUACACGGAGGAUAUACUCGGGGAGUAUGCGACUGUUCAAGUGCAAGGUUGAAAAGAAGCUGGAACUUUUAACGCAAAAGCACAUGAUAGCUGCCACAGAUUACCUGAUGUAUGUUGGGGUAAAGGAAGCUAUAAUUCAUAUUCUGAUGGAUGUGCUGAAUAAACCCUAUGAAGAAGUCAACUAUGAAUGUAAAUCAACAGAAUUUGAUGCCAGUCAAGUUCCAGGGAGGGGUGUCCACAUCACUGUGGAUGACGAAUAAUGAUGGCUUGGUUCACACAGGGAGGUUUAAAAUGCCACUGUUAUACAGGAUGACUGACUUGCUGGAUGUGUUGUGAUGAUUGUGCUUGCACACUGAUGUCAACACCCACAUAUAUUAUCUUUACAAGAAAAGUAAUUUGAUGUACAUGAACCACAGUGACAUGUCAUUUUGUAACAUUAGUAUUUCUUUGUAUGACAAUGUGUGAAUUUAUUAGGGCUGCAACGGGUAACUCGGGUACCUUGGUCGGGUGGGUACUGAGUAGGACCCGGGUACCCACAGGACUGCCUGGACCCAUGGUUAGUCAUGUGAUAUAUUGUUUAAUGACAAAAAUUAUCUCGAACUCUAUGCUUACACUAAAAGUCACUCAUGUUCGCAUUUCUUUCUGACUAUGCACCCAUUCCUUCUGACUUAGGCUCUUCUUUUGGCUACUGAUAGUAAAUCCCAUUUCUAACUUGUGAGCAGAAUAUGA
Haliotis rufescens (red abalone) is the source of this 2912-nucleotide messenger RNA. RefSeq lists its product as uncharacterized. Lineage: Eukaryota; Metazoa; Mollusca; Gastropoda; Lepetellida; Haliotidae. The record is from RefSeq and is a predicted model, not a curated record. Bases 26 to 2443 code for a protein of 805 amino acids. The transcript has 14 exons. Gene Ontology annotation, molecular function: nucleic acid binding; cysteine-type deubiquitinase activity. Gene Ontology annotation, biological process: protein deubiquitination; DNA integration.